This is a messenger RNA of Phalaenopsis equestris, 1782 nucleotides long. Its product is annotated as 5-epiaristolochene 1,3-dihydroxylase-like. Lineage: Eukaryota; Viridiplantae; Streptophyta; Magnoliopsida; Asparagales; Orchidaceae. Gene Ontology annotation, molecular function: monooxygenase activity; heme binding; iron ion binding. The transcript is spliced from 2 exons. The coding region runs from base 37 to 1650 and encodes 537 amino acids. The record is from RefSeq and is a predicted model, not a curated record.
GCAGAGCACGAAGAAAUGAAAAAGCCAUGAAACAGCAUGGCUCUCCCUGUCCAAGACGAGCUCUUUCAUCAAUUAACAAGCACCAGCGUGAAUGGCAAUUCCAAUUCCAACUCAUUCCUCUCCGUAUUCCUUCUCCUACUCCUCCCAUAUCUACUCAUCAUCUUCCUCCGCUCUCGCGCAAGAUCAUCAUACAACCAUUACAAGAACAACUUCAGACUCCCACCUGGCCCAUCCCCUCUCCCCAUCAUCGGAUCUCUUCAUAAACUCUUCGGCCAAAUCCUCCACAUAGCCUUCCGCCGCCUCUCCAAAGAACACGGCCCACUCAUGCACUUGCUUCUCGGCCAAACCUCCACCAUAAUCGCCUCCUCUCAAGAAGUCGCUUCAGAAAUCCUAAGAAAUCAGGACACCGUUUUCUGCAGCCGCCCACGCCUCUCCGCUGUCACUCACUUCUCCUAUGGCGGCUUAGACAUCGGCGCUUCCCCUUUCGGCGAAGGAUGGAAGAAACUGCGACGAUUCGGCAGCAACAAGAUGUUCAAUCCCGGAAAGGUGCAAUCUUUCAGCUUUAUUCGACAGGAGGAGGUGAGUGUCAUGGUCGGAUCCAUAGCAAAACGUUCGCUGCAGGGAAAGAUGAUAAAUUUCAGCGAGAUUGCAAUGUGUCUGUUCAAUAAUAUUACAUUCAGAGAGGUUUUCAGCAAGCGCGCGUCCCCUGAUGGAGAGUGCUUGUUGAGUCCGCACUAUAAUCUUAUCAUGCGCAUGAUGACUUUGAUGACAGAGUUCAAUGUCAGAGACUUUUUCCCUUCGUUUUGGUGGCUUGAUUUCUUAACUGGUUGGCGGUUUAAGAUUGAGAGAUGCUUUCGGGCUAUGGAUCGUGUGUUUGAAAAAGAGAUUAAUUUGAGAUUAAAACAGCAUGCUAAUAAUAUUUAUUACGGAGAUUUCCUUGAUGAUGUUCUGAAGCGUCAAAAGGAACUGGAUCCAUCACUUGGCUAUCUCUUCUCGCGCAAAGAGAUGAAGGCCCUUCUCAUGGAUAUGUUUUUAGGGGGAUCAGAUACAAGCUGUGUGACGCUGGAGUGGGCGAUGACGGAGCUGAUUAGGAAUCCGGCGGCCAUCAAGAGAGCACAAGAAGAGGUCAGGCGAGUAGGAAGAAACAGAGAAAGAUUAGAAGAAAGCGACAUGGAGGAGCUUCAGUAUUUGAAGAUGGUGGUGAAAGAGACACUUCGUCUUCACCCCCCAACAACCCUAUUAGCUCCACGUGAGUGCAUGAAAGACACGCAGAUCCAUGGCUACGAUAUCCCGAAGAAGACUUUGGUGAUCAUAAACGCUUGGGCCAUUGGAAGGGACCCCAAGUACUGGGAUGAGGCAGAGGUGUUCAGGCCGGAGAGAUUCGAGCUAAAAAAAGUAAAUUUUAAAGGGAAUCACUUUGAGUUUAUUCCAUUUGGAUCGGGAAGGAGGAUCUGUCCUGGAAUGACACUUGGCUUGGCGAGCAUAGAGCUUGCUCUGGCUAAUAUUUUAUAUAGUUUUGACUGGGAAUUACCGUUCGGGAUGACCGAGAAGGAUGUGGACAUGGGAGAGCUUUUUGGGCUCUCCACUCAUAAGAAGAAGCCACUGCUAUUGGCGGCGACUCCUGCUGUUAAUGCUCCGGUUCGCCUGUGAUCGAUCGAAGCAUAAAAAUCGCCUCUUUUAUUUUGUUUUUCUUCUUUCGAUAAAGGUUAUCUGCCAUGGUAUUAUCUGUUGGAUUAACGUUUGUCUUUCUGUUUGACGAUGCGUUGACUUGGUAGGCUUAUG